Messenger RNA from Clunio marinus, 207 nucleotides. The record is from the annotation of a GenBank genome assembly. NCBI's taxonomy places the organism in Eukaryota, Metazoa, Arthropoda, Insecta, Diptera, Chironomidae.
AUGAGCUCAUUGAAGAAAGCAAGUCGCACAAAACCUUUAUCGCUAAGUCAGGAUGACUACAUCUACCCACGGGGAUCGCGAACCAGAAAAAACUUAAUGUCAGAGAAGAUUGAAGAAACUCAAGCAUUUCUCAAAUACCUCGAUGAUAAUAUUGUUGGGAAAGGAGUUUUAUUCUUCGGCCCGUAUGGACGACGAAAAGGUGAGUGA